UUCUGCUUGCUAACUCUCUUAUAUAGCAGCUCCCACGUUGCCAUAAUUUAAACCAAUAUCUAGCGAGGGUUCUUCUCGGAGCUUAAUAUUUAACCCUUUGGGAUAAUUUUCUUGUUCUAUCCGGCCAAGAAAAGAGUAUGGUGACCGUCGAAGAAGUUCGGAAGGCUCAACGGGCAGAGGGCCCUGCCGUGAUCAUGGCUAUCGGAACAUCAACCCCUCCGAACUGUGUUGAUCAAAGCACGUACCCUGACUACUACUUUCGCAUCACAAACAGUGAGCAUAAGGUCGAGCUUAAAGAAAAGUUCAAGCGAAUGUGCGAGAAAUCCAUGAUCAAGAAGAGGUAUAUGCACUUGACUGAGGAGAUCUUGAAAGAAAAUCCUAGUGUGUGCGAAUACAUGGCACCUUCAUUGGAUGCUAGGCAAGACAUGGUGGUGGUGGAGGUCCCGAAGUUAGGCAAAGAAGCAGCUGCAAAGGCCAUCAAGGAAUGGGGCCAGCCCAAGUCCAAAAUAACCCAUUUGGUCUUUUGCACAACUAGUGGUGUUGACAUGCCUGGAGCUGACUAUCAACUCACUAAACUCUUGGGUCUGCGCUCAUCAGUAAAACGUUUAAUGAUGUACCAGCAAGGUUGUUUUGCUGGUGGCACGGUGCUCCGUCUAGCUAAAGACCUUGCCGAGAACAACAAAGGUGCUCGUGUGCUAGUUGUGUGCUCAGAAAUAACAGCAGUGACAUUUCGUGGUCCUAGUGACACCCACCUUGAUAGCCUUGUGGGUCAAGCGUUGUUUGGCGACGGUGCAGCCGCUAUCAUAAUAGGCUCGGACCCUGUACCGGGAGUGGAGAAGCCUUUGUUUGAGCUGGUGUCUGCCGCCCAGACUAUUCUACCCGACAGUGACGGGGCUAUAGAUGGACAUCUACGUGAAGUUGGGCUUACAUUUCACCUUCUCAAGGAUGUGCCUGGGCUUAUUUCAAAAAACAUUGAAAAGAGUCUAACCGAGGCUUUCAAGCCCUUGGGCAUCUCGGAUUGGAACUCCCUUUUCUGGAUUGCGCACCCUGGUGGUCCCGCAAUUCUGGACCAGGUGGAGGCUAAGUUGGAGCUUAAACCUGAAAAACUGCGAGCCACUCGACAAGUACUGGCUGACUAUGGUAACAUGUCCAGUGCAUGUGUGCUAUUUAUUUUGGACGAGAUGAGGAAGAAAUCUGCAAAGGAUGGGCUUAAAUCUACUGGAGAAGGGUUGGAAUGGGGCGUCCUUUUCGGGUUCGGGCCCGGGCUUACUGUUGAGACUGUGGUGCUCCAUAGUGUGGCUACUAUCUAGAAGCUGCGACUGUGGAUUUACAUGGUCACCGUGCAUUUCCACUUCCAUGGCCUUUUUAUUCUACUGAUCUGUUCUUCGUUUCUUUUAAAAUUAUCUCCUUUUCUAUAGCACGUGUAGGGAUGUCAAUGCUAUCUGUGGAGGAUCGAGUUUCUAGUGUUUUUAUAUUUCUACUGUUAUUUAUGGAAUAAAAAAAUUAAAUUUUUAUAUUA
Messenger RNA from Populus nigra (black poplar), 1519 nucleotides. Its product is annotated as chalcone synthase. The record is from RefSeq and is a predicted model, not a curated record. Gene Ontology annotation, biological process: polyketide biosynthetic process. The transcript is spliced from 2 exons. NCBI's taxonomy places the organism in Eukaryota, Viridiplantae, Streptophyta, Magnoliopsida, Malpighiales, Salicaceae. Gene Ontology annotation, molecular function: acyltransferase activity, transferring groups other than amino-acyl groups. The coding region runs from base 138 to 1310 and encodes 390 amino acids.